Daldinia vernicosa is the source of this 2282-nucleotide messenger RNA. Its product is annotated as heme peroxidase. Gene Ontology annotation, molecular function: heme binding; peroxidase activity. The record is from RefSeq and is a predicted model, not a curated record. Gene Ontology annotation, biological process: hydrogen peroxide catabolic process; cellular response to oxidative stress; response to reactive oxygen species. The coding region runs from base 617 to 2209 and encodes 530 amino acids. The transcript has 3 exons. NCBI's taxonomy places the organism in Eukaryota, Fungi, Ascomycota, Sordariomycetes, Xylariales, Hypoxylaceae.
UGAACAAGCUUUGAACACUAUAAGCUUACCAGUCUCUGAACAAGGAGGUCAGCUCGGCGCUUCUGCCGAAUUUAUAGAAUCUCGCCGACAGCCAUGCGCGAGGCCAGGGUACCGGCAAAGAGGCGGCAACAUGAGAUCCUGAUCGGCAUUGGCUCCCGCGCGUUUCACGCACUUGCAGAGUCACAUCGCUCCCGGCCCUAACACGCUGCAAUGGCACGGGGCGCUGACCAUUUUAACCGUGCAACGUCCAGUAAGAAUUUAUCUGAUGAAAAUCUGACCCAAUACGGCUUCCAGGCCGUACGAUAUAGAUUCGAGGCGAGUGGCUUACCGGAUCCCCCGAGGCGGAGUUGCUGGGUUCGGCCGACAAGCUGAUUACUAUGUUGUGCCAAGUGGUCUAUAAAGUCCGGUAUAUGAUCCGGCAUCCCGGUCUCUCUACCGUCUCCUAUUAAAUGAGGCUACCUUGGCGUUUCGUACCUUGUCCGCGAGUGAUGUUUAAUAUUGACUUAUGCAUAGCUUAGUCGCGCUAGUUACCUUCUAGGCUUGUAUAUAGGCAUGCCAGCCUCUUGCUGUUGAACUUGAGUCAACCGUCGGCCCAAGUUAGUAUCGAAUUACCAAGAUGCGUGUCCCCUCUGGCCUCGUCGUAUUUCUGGGCACGGUUCCUAUGCCAACUGCGGCCAUGUUCUACUACCCGAACGUUGCUGUAUCGGCCCUCGAACACAUCCUCGUGGACAAUUGGGGAGCUUAUGCUUCUAAUUUCUCGUCGGCCAUCACGCCCUGUGAUAACUAUGUCACCGAAGUAGGCCAGCCGGCCAUAAACUCUCGCAGGACGACGUCUGCGCAGUGGCUACGCGUUGCGUUCCACGAUUUCGCCACGGCUGAUGUUGCAGCCGGGACAGGCGGGUUGGAUGCCAGCAUUGGAUUUGAGACAGCUCGCGGCGAGAACUCCGGGACCGCGUUCAACGACAGCUUUACGUUUUGGCGGCCCUUCGUUAAUGAGUUUAUUCCUAUGGCGGAUCUGCUUGCCAUUGGGACGGUCAUGUCAGUACAUCUAUGUGGAGGGAAAUACAUACCGUAUAAACCCGGUAGGAUAGACGCGACCGUGGCCGAUCCAAAGACCGGCGUGCCGGAGCCGUCAACAAGCCUGGAAGAGACAUUGGCGCAGUUUGAGAAAUCCGGUUUCAACCAACACGACGCCAUCGCCCUAACGGCAUGCGGCCACACGAUAGGAUCUGUACAUGCCGGAGGGUUCCCAGAGGUAGUCGAGCAGUCUGCCAUAACUCCGAAUAACACCAAUGGUGCAUCAAACUUCGACGACACCAGGGCCGUGUUCGACCCGGGGGUGGUCCACGAAUACAUCGACAACACAGGAGCCAGGGGUGGUGCGCUCGUGACAAGUUUCAAUGAGAGUAGUAGGUCCGACCUCCGGUUAUACGAGAGCGACGGCAACAAGACCAUGUUGGAGUUGUACGCUCAAGGAGAUGGGUUCCAAGACACUUGCGUCGACUUGCUAGGCCGUAUGCUUAAUACGGUUCCGUCAGGGGUACAACUCCAAUCAGCAAUAGAGCCAGCGCUCAUCAAGCCGAUAAAUGUAACUUGGGAUGUCACUAGCGAUAAACAGUUAGUCCUCUCGGGAAAAAUCAGGAUGCUGUACUCUGGGGAGAUUCCGAAGGACCCAGUCUCAAUGACUUUCUCGAAUAACUAUACGGAGACACUGGUCCCCGAGGACAACUUAGGCACUUCUGUGUUCAAACUAACCGACAGCCAAACGAACGCUACAACGCAGUACCUACCCUUCUCGAUAUCUAGCACCAAGUUAUCCGAAGCAUCGUCGUUUGCCAUCGCGGCGAAUGGCUUCGAGACUCAAGUCUUCUCCAUUCAAGAUAAAGCGUUUAUCGUCCCCAGCUUGACUCGUGUCGCGGAUGGUAAAGUAUCCAUUACCAUUGCAGCGAGAACAAACCAAGCCGAUCUCGAUCUAUCGCAAGUCUCAGUUAGAAUCUCGACUCCGAUUGCGCAGCCCCUUACACUUGCGCCUAAGAUUACACGGGCAGACGUGCAGCUCAAGAAGGGUGAGAGCCCGUUGGAGGAUAUAGGUUAUUGGUCCGGGUCCACCGCAAUUGAAUCACCUACUGGGGCUGUGAGUGCAACUUUGCUCUCAGGAGAGGAUGUUAUCGACACCCUAUUGCUCGAUGCUGGAGUCGCAGGGUGGUAAACCCUUCCGCAGUUUUCAGGCCGCAUAUCGGAGCUUGGUAUCAGCAUACGCUACAAUAUAGCUUUAUACGAGC